CUGUCAAUAUCAAAAAGACUGAGAAAAAAAAUCGAGUGGUAGAAAAAUACGAGUGCCUCCUUACUUGUAAUAAUGAUUUUCUGAGGUUUUUAUAAACUGUUCUGCGACACAUAUGCUCUUUUUACUCUCCAGUGUCACAUCUGUCACGUUUUGUUGUGUUUAUUAAUUUUCUAACGUUAAAAGGGAUUUGCCAAUUCCUCUUAGAUAUUAUUUAUAAACACGUAUCAAUUUUAAAUGAUUGCAUUGAAGCAGUCGAACCGUUAACCAGGGAAUUGUUUAGCGAAGGAAUUUUAAAUGUGCAGGUAACCGUUAACAUUGCGAGUGCCAAAAAGUUUGCUACCAUUGAAAAUGUCUAUGUCCGUGCCGCUGAUUUUUGCGGAGCAAGAUGUCGAGGGCGGAGGAAAAGAAGAAAAACAAGGAGGAAUACAAAAUGACAUCUGUUACAAAAACAACGUUCACAGUGCGGAUGUUAAAAUUCGAAUGGCUUUCCUGCGGAAGGUAUACGGACUUCUAAGCGUACAAUUGCUUAUAACAGUCAUCAUCUCCGCAGUUUUUAUGAUGUGCGAGCCAGUGAAAUUGUUCGUCCAACAAAACACAUGGAUGCUCGGUGUGUCUAUUGUCAUGAGCAUAAUAACGAUAUUCGUUUUGAUAUGGAAGGGAAAAGAGCAUCCGACAAAUCUCAUACUUCUGACGGCGUUUACCCUCUUUGAGUCGCAUCUUAUUGGCACGGUAGUUACAAUGUUCGACACAAACCUGGUUCUCGAAGCUCUGUUCAUUACGUUGUUCAUCGUAACUGGUUUGACUGCGUAUACUUUCCAAACCAAGAAAGACUUCUCUUUCAUGGGAUUCGGAUUAUUCGCAGGUUUGUCUGCUUUAAUGGUUGGCGGACUGAUUCAGAUAUUCGUCCAGAGCACAGUAUUAGAAGUCGGUAUGAGUAUCGGAGGAGCUCUAUUGUUCAGCUUGUUCAUCAUCUUCGACACAAAACUUCUUAUGAACACUCUUUCGCCUGAAGAGUACAUAAUCGCAGUCGUUAAUAUUUAUCUGGACAUUUUGAAUUUGUUCCUGUACAUAUUACGCAUCUUGACAGCAACCAGAAAUUAAAAGCAAUAUGACGUAUACAUUUUUUUUUCAUACAAAAAAAAACCAAGAUGGGCAGUUAAAUAUUAAUAUUGUAUACUAACCACUAAGAACAUACUUGUAAUAAUUAUUGUGAUGUACUAAAUUACUGGUCAUUGGUGUUUUACGAAUUGAUAAUAAAUUCGAUAUUUAAG
This is a messenger RNA of Orussus abietinus, 1271 nucleotides long. Its product is annotated as protein lifeguard 4. NCBI's taxonomy places the organism in Eukaryota, Metazoa, Arthropoda, Insecta, Hymenoptera, Orussidae. The transcript has 7 exons. Gene Ontology annotation, cellular component: membrane. The record is from RefSeq and is a predicted model, not a curated record. Bases 349 to 1101 code for a protein of 250 amino acids. Gene Ontology annotation, biological process: negative regulation of apoptotic process.